Myripristis murdjan (pinecone soldierfish) is the source of this 3285-nucleotide messenger RNA. It is a transcript of the gene zranb1a, whose product is annotated as zinc finger, RAN-binding domain containing 1a. The record is from RefSeq and is a predicted model, not a curated record. The transcript is spliced from 10 exons. Lineage: Eukaryota; Metazoa; Chordata; Actinopteri; Holocentriformes; Holocentridae. Gene Ontology annotation, cellular component: cytoplasm; nucleus. Gene Ontology annotation, molecular function: cysteine-type deubiquitinase activity; K63-linked polyubiquitin modification-dependent protein binding. Bases 330 to 2474 code for a protein of 714 amino acids. Gene Ontology annotation, biological process: protein K33-linked deubiquitination; cytoskeleton organization; protein K29-linked deubiquitination.
GACGAGUCGUGCCUGUGCUCUGCUUGCGUUUAUUUUGGCUCCGCUACUCAUUUGUGUCCCUGUCGCCGCCAUUAAACAACACAGAGACGAUGUAAACCAUGGAGUGUGACGGAUUUACAACAUGAAUGUCCGAGGUGUGCUUUUUUCUGCCUGAGGUUAACGCGUCUAGAAAGGUAAACAUGUGAGAGAGGAAAGAGGUCGAAAUAACUUGGAUUGGGAAAGGUUUGAUAGAGCAGGAGGAGGAGGACUGGACAGGGAGGGUUUGUUGUGUUCAGCAGCAGCCGAGAAAACAGCACAGCCGUGAGACGCUAGACCUACUGGAAGAAUCCAUGAUGACAGACCAGAGAAUGAAGUGGGCCUGUGACUAUUGCACCUAUGAAAACUGGCCCUCUGCAAUUAAAUGCACCAUGUGCCGUGCACAGAGGUCCAGGGGUCCCAUCAUCACCGAGGAACCCUUCAAAAGCAGUUCUGAUCUGGACCAUGGCCUGGAGUGGGACCCUCCCAGGACAGAGAGUGGCAACAGCCUCCUCAUCUGCCCAGACUCCAGUGCCAGGCCCAGGGUCAAGCCUGCUAGUACUGCUGAGACCACUAAUAAGUGGUCAUGUCAGAUGUGCACCUACUUGAACUGGCCCCGGGCCAUCCGUUGUACGCAGUGCCUGUGCCAGCGCCAGAGGACCUGCAGCUCCACCGAGUCCCCCCAGACCUCAGGUUCCAACGCAGGCUGCCGCCCCACACCCCAUUCCCCUGUCGACCCCUGUGAAGAGUACAACGACAGGAACAGACUCAACACCCACCAGCAGCACUGGACAUGCACAGCUUGCACUUAUCAGAACUGGCCCAAGACUAAGAAGUGUGUUGUGUGUGACCACCCCAAGCCCAACAACCAGGAAGCCAUAGAGAUAGCAGAUUCUGUUGAGCCCUCGUCCAUUAUCAACGAACAGGACAGGGCUCGGUGGAGGGGAACUUGCAGUGGAGGUCAGAUCCAGAGGAGGUCCUCUCCCACCUCCAAGAGAGAGGUGGAGGUGAAAAUGGAUUUCCAGAGGAUAGAGUUAGCAGCCGCAGCCAUGAGCACCAAAGAUGAGCAAGAGGUCGACUUCAAAAAGCUAAAGCAGAUUAAAAACCGAAUGAGGAAAACAGACUGGCUGUUCCUCAGUGCUUGCGCAGGUGUGGUAGAGGGAGACCUGGCAGCAGUAGAGGCCUACAAGUCAUCCGGCUGCGACAUUGCCCGGCAGCUCACUGCCGAUGAGGUGCGCCUACUCAACCGGUCCUCAGCUUUUGAUGUAGGCUUCACCCUGGUCCAUUUGGCCAUCCGCUUCCAGAGGCAGGACAUGCUGGCAAUCCUCCUCACAGAGGUGAACCAGCAGGCAGCAAAGUGCAUCCCUUCCAUGGUGUGCCCUGAGCUGACAGAGCAGAUCCGCAGGGAGAUCGCCGCCUCGCUGCACCAGCGCAAAGGAGACUUUACCUGUUACUUCCUCACUGACCUGGUCACGUUCACCCUGCCUGCAGAUAUAGAGGACCUGCCGCCUGCUGUUCAAGAGAAGCUGUUCAAUGAAGUGUUGGAUCGUGAUGUACAGAAAGAGCUGGAAGAGGAGUCUCCCGUCAUCAACUGGUCUCUGGAGCUUGGCACACGCCUCGACAGUCGGCUCUAUGCGUUGUGGAACCGCACUGCUGGGGACUGUCUGCUGGACUCUGUGCUGCAGGCCACCUGGGGCAUCUACGACAAGGACUCUGUCCUCCGCAAAACGCUCCAUGACAGCCUGCAUGACUGCUCGCACUGGUUUUACACACGCUGGAAGGAGUGGGAGUCGUGGUAUUCGCAGAGCUUCGGCCUACAUUUCUCUCUGCGAGAAGAGCAAUGGCAGGAGGACUGGGCGUUUAUUCUCUCUCUGGCCAGCCAGCCCGGGGCCAGCCUGGAGCAGACCCACAUUUUUGUUCUCGCACACAUUCUUCGCAGACCGAUCAUAGUCUACGGAGUGAAAUACUACAAGAGUUUCCGUGGAGAAACGUUAGGCUACACCCGUUUUCAAGGUGUGUACCUGCCUCUGUUAUGGGAGCAGAGCUUCUGCUGGAAGAGCCCCAUUGCGCUGGGGUACACAAGGGGCCACUUCUCGGCCCUGGUGGCCAUGGAGAACGAUGGCUAUGACAAUCGCGGCGCUGGCGCCAACCUCAAUACGGACGAUGAUGUCACGGUCACCUUCUUGCCACUGGUGGAUAGUGAGAAGAAGCUCCUGCACAUUCACUUUCUGUCAGCACAAGAGAUGGGCAACGAGGAGCAGCAGGAGAAGCUGCUGAGGGAAUGGCUGGACUGCUGCGUGACAGAAGGAGGCAUGCUGGCAGCCAUGCAGAAGAGCUCCCGCCGCCGUAACCACCCCCUGGUCACCCAGAUGGUGGAGAAGUGGUUGGACAGAUACCGCCAGAUCCGCCCCUGCGCCUCUCUCUCAGACGGAGAGGAGGAGGAGGAUGAAGAUGAGUGAGGGAGAGAGCUGGUAACUACAAGACUGGACACCCACUGCAGUCCGUGGGCUCUGGACGAGUACCUUACUAUCAAGAUUUUUUUUUCCUAUCCCCUAAGUGUAAAUUGUAACUUGUAACAAUGCAUGUAUACUGUAAGCUCUGUGAUAGGAAAAAAAUACCAGCACCAAGGAACAGUUUCCUGAUUAUUGCUCCUGUGAAAGCACAUUCUGUAUGCUUUCCUCCUAGUUUGCCCCCCCGUCCUCAGAUUUUUUCCCUUAUUUGUUAUGAAAGUAAUUAUCUCGCAGUACUCAGAGAGAAAUACUAGCACAUAUAGGAACAUAUAUUUAAAGGAAAUCCCGAAGCUGCACUUCAUGAGAAAUUUUAUUUACAGAAAUGCCUGACAGAAAUUUUGCUUAAAAACCGAGAGCAUUAUAAUCCUUGUGUGUCUAUCAAGGUUUAAAAAGCACCUGUUUUCCUGAUCGUUAAUCCCUUUGCAAGCCUUUGGCGAACCCCCCCUCUCCCUCCUCUGAGGUUGGAUUCUAUUUAUUUGUUUAGGAGAGUUUAGCGUGCAGGGGCAAUACCCUAAUUUUGCCCUGUUUUCAUUUUGUGUUUUGUUUGAUUCAUCUAAUCUUGAAGAAUUUUCUGUUGCACAGAUAUGCAUACAUUCUGAGGAGAGAAAAAAAUGUACAAGUUUACUGACAUUUUUAUGUGUGAUUUAGUACCUCAUUUUGAUGUUAGAGUGGGUGGUGGUGAUGCUGGUGGGAAGAAUGAGAAAACCAAACACUCUGCCUCUUUCUAUGGAGUGCAUUAACAUUAAAUGACUCACUCACA